Puma concolor (puma) is the source of this 891-nucleotide messenger RNA. It is a transcript of the gene VGLL4, whose product is annotated as vestigial like family member 4. NCBI's taxonomy places the organism in Eukaryota, Metazoa, Chordata, Mammalia, Carnivora, Felidae. The record is from RefSeq and is a predicted model, not a curated record. Gene Ontology annotation, biological process: negative regulation of DNA-templated transcription. Gene Ontology annotation, molecular function: transcription coactivator binding.
AUGCUAUUUAUGAAGAUGGAUCUGUUGAACUACCAGUACUUGGACAAGAUGAACAACAAUAUCGGCAUCCUGUGCUAUGAAGGUGAAGCUGCUCUCAGGGGAGAACCCAGGAUGCAGACCCUCCCUGUGGCAUCUGCCCUCACCAGUCACCGCACAGGCCCCCCGCCCAUCAGUCCCAGCAAGAGGAAGUUCAGCCUGGAGCAAGGGGACGAUGGCCUGGACUGUGAAAACGACCAUGCUUCCAAGAUGAGUCGCAUCUUCAACCCCCAUCUGAACAAGACUGCCAACGGAGACUGCCGAAAAGACCCCCGGGAGCGCAGCCGCAGCCCCAUUGAGCGUGCCGUGGCCCCCACCAUGAGCCUUCACGGCAACCACCUGUACACGUCCCUCCCCAGCCUCAGCAUGGAGCAGCCCCUGGCGCUGACCAAGAACAGCAUGGACGCCAGCAGGCCGGCUGGCAUCGCGCCCACGCUGACCCCUGCGGAGCGGCAGCAGAACCGGCCUUCGGUGAUCACGUGCGCCUCGGCCAGCACCCGCAACUGUAACCUCUCCCACUGCCCCAUCGCGCACAGCGGCUGCGUGGCGGCGGGGCCAGCCAGCUACCGGAGGGCCCCGAGCUCCACCACCACCUGUGACCCCGUGGUGGAGGAGCACUUCCGCAGGAGCCUGGGCAAGAACUACAAGGAGCCCGAGCCGGCGCCCAACUCGGUGUCCAUCACGGGCUCCGUGGACGACCACUUUGCCAAAGCCCUGGGUGAUACAUGGCUUCAGAUCAAGGCGGCCAAGGAUGGCGCAUCCAGCAGCCCCGAGUCAGCCUCACGCAGGGGCCAGCCCUCCAGCCCCUCGGCGCACAUGGUCAGCCACAGUCACUCUCCCUCCGUGGUCUCGUGA